AUGCAUGCAUUCAACACACCCAAUUUGGUCAUUCUUAAAGGGUACAACAUCACCGACGCAGGCCCCCAAAACAACGCAUUGUUGAGCUACUUUUUGGUCAGUUGCCUGCUGGCUUUGGCCGCUGCGGAUGUUUCGCAUCUACCACUUGAGCAGCUGGAGCAGCACUCGGAGAAUGAGCAUGGCUAUGGCUAUGAUUAUCCCAAGCCUGUGGUGCCAUUUGUCAUAGAGGCCACCACAACGCCGCCACCGACACCAGCGCCCACCUAUCUGCCACCGCCGAAACCAGUGCCCACUUAUCUGCCACCAGUCAUCAUCACAACCACAACUACGACGACGACACCUGCACCCACGCCAGCACCCACCUAUCUGCCACCUGUCAUUGUGCCCGAACCACAGCCGGGCUAUCACUACGAUCCACCCUCAGAGCCCUUUCACUUUUAG
Messenger RNA from Drosophila grimshawi, 441 nucleotides. Its product is annotated as extensin. The record is from RefSeq and is a predicted model, not a curated record. The transcript is spliced from 2 exons. Bases 1 to 441 code for a protein of 146 amino acids. NCBI's taxonomy places the organism in Eukaryota, Metazoa, Arthropoda, Insecta, Diptera, Drosophilidae.